UGUUUCAGGAAAACCAAGAAUGGAACAUUCCAAGUGGAUCAUUAUUAAUUGCUUUGUACUCUUAGAAUUGCUGUCACAAAACCCAGCGUUUGGUCAAGUAAACAUACUGAAGGACUGUAUCACAACCUGCUUGUUUGAAGACGACGGCUACUACCCGGACUGCGAGCACUGUGACCACUACAUCCGGUGUUACGCCGGCCGCACCUUCAGCAGACCGUGUGCAAAUGGAACCAAGUGGAAUAAAGAAGUAGGAGCGUGUACGCACAAAGAUAAGGACGACCCAUGUGGCGCUGAAGAUAGUGCCGAGGUAGAGAGCCCAACGUCACCGACAAGUGUAACAUCUAGAACAUCUGGGACGUCACCGACAAGUGUAACAUCUAGAACAUCUGGGACGUCACCGACAAGUGUAACAUCUAGAACAUCUGGGACGUCACUGACAAGCCUAAUAUCUAGAACCAGCCCAACGUCAUUAACAAGUGCAACAUCUGCAACCCGCCCGACGUCAUUAACAGUAUCUACUUCGAAUUUCUGCAUCCGGAAAUGUAUGGCUGAAAUGGCAGGAGUGUUUGCCAACUGUGAUGACUGCAAAGUGUUUCACAUGUGCAGCAGUGGAAUUAUUAUGAACUUUACAUGCGGUGAUGGGAAACUCUUCGACGCUAACGACAAGCGGUGCAUGAACGAGUCUCUGGCAACCUGUGGUUCUGUUGUCCAGACAAGUGUGCAAACACACUUCAAGUGCAUAAACAGUUGUGACGACAAGGAUGACGGCUUCUAUGACCACUGCAACGACUGUGACAAGUUCAUCCUGUGUUCCAACCACAACGUCACUAUUCAUUCCUGUCCGUCGGAACAGCACUUCAACCUGAAGUACUUAGCCUGCCUACCAGAAUGUGUAGGCGACGAAUGCAAUUAAACCACUCGCGUUUUAGAAGAUAAUCUCAAAACAACGUGUCGCAUAAAGAUACUUUUGCUUUUAAUUUUUACUUCACUAUGUAUUCGCUAACAUUUAAAACUACUAUCUGAAUUACUAUUUGCAAAGUAAAAAAUGUUGUUGUCCUAUUGUGUAUCAUCAUUCACAGAAAUAAAUAGGCUAU
Molecule: messenger RNA, 1094 nt
Organism: Gigantopelta aegis
Lineage: Eukaryota; Metazoa; Mollusca; Gastropoda; Neomphalida; Peltospiridae
Exons: 6
Coding region: 20-913 (297 amino acids)
Cellular component (GO): extracellular region
Molecular function (GO): chitin binding
Source: RefSeq, a predicted model, not a curated record